CCAUUGUUGACUCAUCUUCGGCCACACCAACAAACAAACCAUGGCGGCGACUUCUCUUCGAUCCGUAAACCCUAAAUUCACCCAAACCCUAGCAUCACCCCCCACCAAAUCCCCUCCCUUCCAAUCCCCCUUCCUCAGAUUCAAUCCCACCACCUUCACUCCCAAACCUCUCACCACCCGCUCAACCUUCGUAACCCGCUCCUCCGCCGCCGAACCGCAAGAGAGAAAAACCUUCCACGGCCUCUGCUACGUGGUCGGCGACAACAUCGACACGGACCAAAUCAUCCCCGCCGAGUUCCUCACCCUCGUCCCCUCUAACCCCGACGAGUACCAGAAGCUCGGCUCCUACGCCUUAGUCGGCCUCCCUGCCUCCUACAAGGAGCGUUUCGUCGAGCCGGGGGAGAUGAAGACGAAGUACUCCAUCAUCAUCGGCGGGGAGAAUUUCGGCUGCGGGUCGUCGCGUGAGCACGCGCCGGUGUGUCUUGGAGCCGCCGGGGCGAAGGCUGUGGUGGCUCAGAGUUACGCGAGGAUCUUUUUCAGGAACUCGGUGGCGACUGGAGAGAUUUAUCCGUUGGAUUCGGAGGUUAGGGUUUGUGAGGAGUGUAAGACGGGGGAUGUGGCGACGGUGGAGCUGAGGGAAGGGGAUAGUGUUUUGAUUAAUCAUACGACGGGGAAAGAGUAUAAGUUGAAGGCUAUUGGUGAUGCUGGGCCUGUGAUUGAUGCUGGUGGGAUCUUUGCUUAUGCUAGGAAAGCUGGGAUGAUUCCUUCUGUUGCUGCUUGAUUUUUCGGUGUCAGGGCUGAUGAGAGUUAUCUUACCUCUUAAAAGGUAUCUUCAAGGGUAAAGUAGUUCUCAGAUUCCCAUUUUCUGUUAUUGUCGUCCAAUAAAAAGAAGAAUAAGUACAUGUAUGUUUCAAGAAUUUGUGAUAUGCUUUAUGGAUAUAUAUUAUGACUGUCGGUUGAUUCUUUUAUUUCAGUUUAUAUAUUAGCUAUGUUUGUGUUAUAUAAGUUGUGAGUUUUUUUCUCAUCUCUUAAUCUUAGAUCUAAUCUUCCGGUCGUAAGAACAAGAGAAUCGAUAGGACCUUUGCUUUUCUUGCACCACCCACACUCCAGUUUUUCAAUUGACCCUGGAAGUAUAAUCAGAAUGUUUUA
Molecule: messenger RNA, 1149 nt
Organism: Eruca vesicaria subsp. sativa (arugula)
Lineage: Eukaryota; Viridiplantae; Streptophyta; Magnoliopsida; Brassicales; Brassicaceae
Source: the annotation of a GenBank genome assembly